CCACGUGGCCUUUCCUUAUCAUAGUGGUAAGAUGUGCAAUUGUACAUAUAGCUCUUAAUGUUUGCUUUGACUUUGUUUCAUAGGCUCCUUUUUGAUUACGAAAAUGUGGAAGAGAACGGGUUUUGAAGAAGAAGCAGUUCAAUUGAUCAACUCAGAUUUCAGGGACCUAAGUCUAGCUGCUAAUAGACUCGCCCAUCAUGCCAUCAAACUUGGUGGCAUUGGCUUUGGAGCCUCUUUUUUCGGAUUGUUUGCUGCCAUUGCUGCUAUUUAUCUGUUGAUUUUGGAUCGUACAAACUGGAAAACAAAUAUUCUCACAGCACUACUCAUUCCAUACAUUUUCUUCAGCUUGCCUUCAUUAAUUUUCGACGUCUUCAGGGGAGAGCUUGGAAAAUGGAUUGCUGCAGUUGCUGUUGUAUUACGCCUUUUCCUUCCAAGACACUUCCCUGAUUGGCUGGAAUUGCCUGGUGCUCUGAUUCUUCUUAUCGUUGUAGCUCCUUCUCUAAUUGCAAGCACCUUUAGAGACAACAUUGUUGGGGUGGUAGUGUGCCUCAUCAUUGCAUGUUAUUUGCUGCAAGAACACAUUCGGGCUUCUGGUGGUUUCAGAAACUCCUUCACUAAAGCUCACGGCAUAUCAAAUUCCAUUGGCAUAAUACUUCUGUUGGUUUAUCCCAUCUGGGCGCUGGUGGUCAUACUUUUUUAGGCACCACCAUUUGGACUUGGUUGAUAUGUGAGAAUUAAACCAAGUGUCUUCUGUAUCAUUCAUUUGUUGCAACUUGAUAUCUAUAAACACCCGGCCAUUGUUUUGUGAUUCAUGUUUGUCCUAAGACCUAAAGUUAGCAUGUGUUAAAAAGUGGAAUAAAAUCUCAGUUUAAGUCCUCUGGUUUCAUAGAAUGUAGCAAACAAAAGAUGAAGAGGAUUGAUGUGGUGUCUUUCUAGCUGUCGUGUAUUCAUAAAUCAUGUAUGAUUUGGGAAAUCGUUGUAUUUUUACCUGUGGGAUAUAAUAUAAAUUUACAUUUGUUGCUGUUCUGUAUUAUUA
This is a messenger RNA of Glycine soja, 1036 nucleotides long. Its product is annotated as cold-regulated 413 plasma membrane protein 1-like. Gene Ontology annotation, cellular component: membrane. NCBI's taxonomy places the organism in Eukaryota, Viridiplantae, Streptophyta, Magnoliopsida, Fabales, Fabaceae. The transcript has 4 exons. The coding region runs from base 104 to 700 and encodes 198 amino acids. The record is from RefSeq and is a predicted model, not a curated record.